Messenger RNA from Selaginella moellendorffii, 1968 nucleotides. RefSeq lists its product as uncharacterized. The transcript has 8 exons. The coding region runs from base 1 to 1875 and encodes 624 amino acids. The record is from RefSeq and is a predicted model, not a curated record. Lineage: Eukaryota; Viridiplantae; Streptophyta; Lycopodiopsida; Selaginellales; Selaginellaceae. Gene Ontology annotation, molecular function: protein binding.
AUGCCAAAGGCCACAGCUCGCCAUCACGAUUUGCUAUGCUACCAACAAUCUAAAGCAAAGACAAAGACCAAGUGCUUGUACCAUAAAUCAAUAUCCCAACCUUUUGAAAUACGAAUACGAUAUUUGUACGGUCGUCAAGAUUAUGCUAUAUGUACAGCUAUUUGUACGGUCGUUAAGAAUCUGCUUUACGUACAGCUCUCUUGUACGGUUAAAAGCUUAAAGUUAAAGCGAGUCGAACUCGAGUCGAUUGAGUUUACUGGACAUUCCGUCUCGGAAUUUGCCGUCUUCUUUUUUGGCCCUAAUUUCGGAUACCCAGCAGAACGCCCCACGCUAACGAACUUGGGCGAUCUAUCGGCUCGUCUUCGUUUUCUCAUGGACAGCGUGCGCACGCGGAGCCGGGGCAAGCAGCAGAAGAAGCGGGAGGGAUCGUGGCGGACUGCGGCCAACGAUGAGACCGACGUGGAAGAGGACGACGAGGAGAGAUCGGUGCCAGUGGUGAGCGGCGAGAACAAGAGGAAGCGGGCUCCCCGGAGCGGAGGUAGGGUGGUGAAGCUGAGGACGCUGUCACGGUACGAUGGAGCUAGUGAGGUUUCUGGGAGCACAGAGGACACCAAAGUGGAGUCUGCCGAGCAUGCCGAUGCUACGAGUGGGAAGGAUACGGAUUCACAGGUCGGGAAGAGGCGUGAGAGCUCUCGAGUCAGGAUCAAGACUUUUAAAGUUCGAGAAAAUGCCGAGGCAAAGGCGGAAGCUAAGCCCGGAAGGUUGAAGGUGGAGAAGAAAGAAAGCAAGGAAGUCACGAAGGAGAAGGAGGCAAGCAGCGUGCAGAAAAAAGUUGACGAGCCGAAGAAAACUCCGGAGAUUCCCCAAAGGCCACUGAAAGUACAUCUUACGUUCUCGGAUGCGAAGAGAAAGCCUGCAGGUUCUGCGAUAGAACCUCCGCAGGCUCCGACUCAAAAGGCAGCUGUGGUAAAGACCCCCAGCAGUACGCCGUCUUUGAGUUCGCCGGUACAAUCUCCUCCAAUUGACUCAACUCCUACUCCACAAUCUCCGCCAAGCGAGCUACGUGACGACGAGGUAGAAACUUCUCUAAAGAUCAUCAGGAAACUCAUGAAAAUGGACUCGGCACAUCCUUUUAACAGACCUGUUGACCCCGUAGGCCAAGGUGUCCCGGAUUACCUUGACAUAAUUGACACCCCGAUGGACUUCGGUACCAUAUGCGAAAAUCUAGAGAAACGUCAGAAGUAUAGAAACGCGUCGGAUGUUUACCGAGACAUUCAACAAAUCUGGACGAACUGCCGAAAGUAUAACCACAAAGGAGAUCCUAUCUUGGACUUGAUGAAGAAAGUCCAGAAGGCAUGCAGCAAGUAUUGGACAGCCAACGGUGUUCUUCGGGAUCCAAAGAAGUCAAAGACAGCGGACAAUGCGGCAGAAAAACCAUCCGAAAUUUUUGUUGCUAAGACAACAUCGGCACACAUUCCACAGAAACCUGCUGCCGGGACUAGUAAUCAUAAAUCAACGUGUGAGUGUGCUGUCUGCAUGAAUGUCCGGCGCAGGACCGCAAGAGAGAGGAGAGCCGUAGGUUUGGGAUCUGCGCGAGCCGUGAAGCGUCAAAUCGCGAAAAUGAAAGGCAAACAGGACCUCAAUGACUUAGAGCUGGAAGAACUAGCGCAGUUAGAAGAGGUUUACCUUGAUCAAGUGGAGGAGGAGGACCAAUUUUACCCCGCGAGCUACCAGAUUCCCCUCCGAGCUGUGAAUCCUCUAGUGCUGUCGAUGGGCCAGGCGCUGUUUAGCUGCAAUCUAAAGAAGAAGACCUAUCCACUAGCGAACCCGUUCGAAAACUUGGUCUCGGCCUACGCAGGAUGUAAGCAAAACUAAAAUUCUCUUCAUUCAUUGUCUUCAAGCUCGGGAGACUGUACCAUACCAAAGAGAAAAAUUCGCAAUCAAACCAUUUUAUACAUUUGACGCAAA